Carassius carassius (crucian carp) is the source of this 1805-nucleotide messenger RNA. RefSeq lists its product as uncharacterized. The record is from RefSeq and is a predicted model, not a curated record. The coding region runs from base 18 to 1589 and encodes 523 amino acids. The transcript has 9 exons. NCBI's taxonomy places the organism in Eukaryota, Metazoa, Chordata, Actinopteri, Cypriniformes, Cyprinidae.
UUUCUUUACAGCACAUUAUGUUGGUCAAAGUGAGAUUUGGUGAAACUCAGAAGUAUGUUAAAGUUGCCCAAACUGAAGAGGGCUAUGAAGACUACAAUACAUUUCUUCAGAAAGUCAUAGAAAAGUUAGGUCUUCCAUUGCAGACCGAGCUGCAUGUCACAGAUGAAUCUGGGACAGAAGUGGAUGCGGAUGUGUAUGAGGAGCUUUUAAAAGCAGGGAAUCUUAUCAUUCAUGUGUCCACAGAAAAGUCUACAGUUGUGCUUAAUCAAGAUCUCUCACAUUCUUCGUCAGAGUUGCUUGUGUCCAACACGUCAUCCUCUGUGGCGUCUGAUUCAUCAGAUGCAACAGUGAUUCUUGAUAGAAACAAUGUAUAUAAAAGAACCCACAUUGAGCGGGAAUCAGCAAAUGAGAUGGUGAGAAACGUUCUCCAGUCUAAGCCGGGGGGAGAAAAAAUCUUGCACGAGUAUGACAAAACAAAGACAUUGACGGAUGCUACACGGCGACAAAUGGUAAACCUCCUGGUUGCAGACAUGAUGGAAGUACAUGGGAGAAUACCACCAACCCAUGUGCGAACAAAAUAUGCUGUUGGCAUCACCACUCUAUUUCCCAACCUUAGUGAUCCAUACUCUGGAAACGGAUAUGAACACUACUAUGAUGCAGAAAGUGGGUCUGGCUACUUGGCCUGGAGGAUAAAGACCGUCCAGCGCAACACUGCAGUUCAAUCUCGGAGAUGCUCCACCAGCACUACGUAUGGUCCAAAGAGCAAGAGGGAUUUUCUCCUGGCUGACAAGCAACUGUUCGGCGAGGAAUGCCGUGAGGCAAUAUCCUUAUUGAAACAUUCAACUGAUGUGUCAGUUGUCAAAGAUAAGAUGAUGGCAACAUUUCAAUACCGCCAGACGCUAGUUCAGGACCAGCAAAACUCUGCAACAGUCUUGGAUGUGUUCCCGCGGUUUCUCGACAUCCCCGGCUUGAUUGACCAAGAUUUCACCAUGAUGUUUGGAGAAGAGGUUUCUGGCAGAUUUUUGGCAAAAUGGCCGACAUACUUCAAACCCAGGCUCCUGGCAGACUGCAAGAACCGGACUUCUAAUGAGCAUGUUGAAGAACUCUUGUCUGCACAGCAAAACUCAAAUGAGUCUGGCUGGGACAGUGACCUGUCAAGCGUUCUACUGCUGGUUCACCUGCUCCCCCCUACGUCAAAAGGCCACAAGAAGAGUGCUAAGAUUAGCUCAUAUCAAGCUGUCAACCAUGUGGCGAGAUAUCUUAAGAUUGGAGCCAGUGUUGAGGCCUUCCUAGGGAGCUUGGAACCAGGACAGCCCUUCCUCCUCUGUGUUGGUGAACAGAAGAACAACAUUCAGAGGUUCUAUGUCAUCAUUGACAAGAAGGCCAUCCCUUGCAAGGCGCAAACAUCCCUGGCAGCUUUCGAUGAGCUUUUCAAGGCACACUUCAUCUUCAGUGUUAACUACCAUGAAUCCCUCAACAGCUUCUACACAUUCAUCCAAACCACAGUGUUUAACAUCGACUUGGGAAGUACCAAGGAAAGUCCCAGAGUAAAGGAACUCAGAGCAAGGCUGUUUCACACUAAUAUUUGAGCUGAUACACGUCCUUGUUUGCAAAUAUGCUGAUAUGUUUUAUUUGUAAGGCACACCAGAAAAGUUCUGCAUUGCUUUGUCAGCAUUUGAGACUUCACCAUGGAUUAUAUCCAGGAAAGACAUUACGUUUGAAAUGUGGACAACCGGGAUGUUCUUUAUCAUUUUGUACGUAUUCAGGGUUCAAAAAACACCUUUUUCGUUUGCACAAGGACACUU